This is a messenger RNA of Lolium rigidum, 1472 nucleotides long. RefSeq names its product carboxyl-terminal-processing peptidase 1, chloroplastic-like. NCBI's taxonomy places the organism in Eukaryota, Viridiplantae, Streptophyta, Magnoliopsida, Poales, Poaceae. The record is from RefSeq and is a predicted model, not a curated record. Gene Ontology annotation, molecular function: serine-type peptidase activity; protein binding; endopeptidase activity. The transcript is spliced from 13 exons. The coding region runs from base 16 to 1401 and encodes 461 amino acids. Gene Ontology annotation, biological process: proteolysis.
GGAGCCAGCGCCGCCAUGCUACCGCUUUCCUACGCGCCGCCGCACCCGCACCCGCGGCUGAACCCCUGCCCUAGCCACAAGCCCAAGCCGCAGUCCCCCCGCGCGCUCCCUUUCCCCGACGCCCUCCGCGCGGCGGCGGCGGCGGCCGCCAUCUCCCUCUCCCUCCUCGCCGGCAACGCCGCGGGCGCACCGUCGGCGCGGGCGGCGGAGCAGCCCCCGGAGGAGAUAUGCCGUGGCGAGGACGGCGGGCGGGGCGCAGAGGUGAAGGCCGAGGCGGUGACCAACGAGCAGCUCGUCGAGGAGGCCUGGGAGGUGGUCAACGAGGGCUUCCUCCCCGACGCUGGCAGCCGCCCCUGGUCGCCGGAGCUGUGGAUGCAACGCAAGCAGGAUAUUCUCCAAGGCUCAGUCAAAUCCCGCUCUAGAAGCCAUGAGAUCAUCACGAAAAUGCUAGCUAGCCUGGGCGAUCCAUAUACAAGAUUUCUAUCGCCCUCAGAUUUCUCGAAAAUGUCGAAAUAUGACAUGACGGGGAUUGGGUUGAACUUAAGAGAGAUUCCUGAUGACAAUGGCUCUUUAAGGUUGAUGGUAUUAGGACUGAUACUAGAUGGGCCUGCUCACUCUGCUGGUGUUAGACAGGGUGAUGAGCUUUUGUCGGUCAAUGGUAUUGAUGUACGAGGUAAAUCUGCAUUCGACGUGUCAUCCAUGCUGCAAGGCCCAAAGGAAACAUUUGUUACUAUUAAGGUUAAGCACGACAACUGUGGUCCUGUUGAGUCAAUGAAGGUGCAAAGACAAAUGGCUGCUCGCACUCCAAUUUUCUAUCGUUUGGAGAAAAGAGAUAACGAUAAUUCAUCUGUCGGAUAUAUUCGCAUUAAAGAGUUCAAUGCAGUGGCCAAAAAAGAUUUGGUCAGUGCACUGAAACGUCUACAGAAUUCAGGCGCCUCCUAUUUUGUUUUGGAUCUGAGGGACAAUCUUGGUGGACUAGUGCAAGCUGGGAUAGAGAUUGCAAAGCUCUUCUUGAACAAAGGAGACACGGUCAUUUAUACUACUGGCCGAGAUCGUCAAGUACAAAAUACAAUUGUUACUGACAGUGGACCUUUGGUUACAACUCCUGUGAUGGUACUGGUAAAUAAUAGGACGGCAAGUGCCAGUGAAAUAGUUGCUUCAGCUCUUCAUGACAAUUGCAAAGCUGUUCUUGUCGGUGAAAGGACUUAUGGCAAGGGUUUAAUCCAGUCGGUGUUUGAGCUUCAUGACGGUUCUGGUAUCGUCGUCACAGUUGGCAAAUAUGUGACGCCAGAUCACAAAGACAUCAAUGGAGAUGGAAUAGAACCAGACUACCGCCGUCUUCCUGAUCUCAGUGAAGCCAGGGAUUACCUUUUGCGUUGCCAAAGCAAGAAAUUAAGCUGAGUCAAGGAACACCUGUGAAUUACGGAACAGAGCGCUAUGCCUAGGAGUAUUGCGUAAUGGAGAACUCCGUG